AUGGAUAUCAAGACCGUCGAGUUUGAGCCCUUCCAGGACCAGAAGCCUGGCACGCAAGUUCCCCUGUCCCCGCCACAUUUCAAGGCACCAUUCCAGCUCGAAAAGCUCCCAAGACUGACGCAAUUGACGUCCAGGUCCGGUCUUCGUAAGAAGGUCACUGUUUUCCAGAAGCCUCACUACAGCGAGGCCUUCGUUGCAAGUAUUCUGCUGUCGAUUCCUGAAGGAGUCAAAGGCUCGUUCCUCGUCAUCGGUGGGGAUGGCCGGUACUGGAAUCCGGAGGUGGUUCAGUUGAUCGCCAAAAUUGGCGCUGCCUACGGCGUCAAGAAGCUUCUCAUAGGGCAGAACGGCAUUCUGUCGACUCCUGCCGCAAGCCAUGUCAUUCGACUCCGAAAGGCCACUGGUGGUAUCUUGCUCACUGCUAGCCACAACCCGGGCGGUCCCAAGAACGACUUUGGCAUCAAGUACAACCUCGCCAACGGUGGCCCUGCCCCCGAGUCAGUAACAAACAAGAUUUACGAAACCUCCAAAAACCUCACGUCAUACAAGCUAGCUUCGAUCCCUGACGUCGACCUCUCCACCAUUGGCACAAGUACCUAUGGUUCGCUCGAGGUCGAAAUCAUCGACAGCACCGCCGACUACGUUGCCAUGCUCAAGGACAUCUUCGACUUCCCCACCAUCAAGAAAUUCUUCAGCUCCCACCCCGACUUCAAAGUCCUCUUUGACGGCCUCAGCGGUGUCACUGGGCCCUACGGAAAGGCCAUUUUCGAAAAGGAGCUCGGUCUCACUGGCGCCACGCAAAACUGCGAACCCAGCCCAGACUUCAACGGCGGUCACCCGGAUCCCAACCUAACCUACGCUCACUCCCUCGUUGAAGCCGUUGACAAAAACAAUAUCCCCUUCGGAGCUGCUUCGGAUGGCGACGGCGACCGCAACAUGAUCUACGGCGCCAACGCCUUCGUGUCUCCCGGUGACUCGCUCGCCAUCAUUGCCCACCACGCCAAGUUAAUCCCUUACUUCCAGAAGAAUGGCGUAAACGGCCUCGCUCGCUCCAUGCCCACUUCUGGCGCCGUUGACCUCGUAGCCAAAGGCCAGAAACUAGAUUGCUACGAGGUCCCCACCGGCUGGAAGUUCUUCUGUGCCCUAUUUGACGCCAAGAAGCUGUCCAUUUGCGGCGAGGAGAGUUUUGGAACAGGCAGCGACCACAUCCGUGAGAAGGAUGGCCUCUGGGCCAUUGUCGCCUGGCUCAACAUCAUUGCUGGCCUCGGAGUUCAGAACCCCGGAGUCACGCCGUCUAUCAAGCAAAUUCAAAAGGAUUUCUGGACCCAGUACGGCCGUACAUUCUUCACUCGCUAUGACUACGAGGACGUCGAUUCAAGCGGUGCCAACAAGGUUGUCGGCGAGCUGAAGGACCUGGUUGCCGACCCCAAGCUUGUCGGUAGCAAUAUUGGAGGCAAGUCACCAACCCGCUCCGCUCACCGGAGGUUGGAGAAUGCAGGCAACUUCUCCUACACCGAUCUCGAUGGCUCCGUGUCCUCUAAUCAAGGCCUCUACGCAUGCUUCUCCUCCGGCAGCCGUAUCGUCGUGCGUCUCUCCGGAACAGGCUCUUCUGGUGCCACUAUCCGUUUGUACAUUGAGCAGCACAGCAGUGACCCGUCAACAUACGAUAUGGAUGCUCAGGAUUUCCUCAAGGCCGAAGUCAAAUUUGCCACGGAACUGCUCAAGUUCAAGGAGCAUGUUGGCCGUGAUGAACCUGACGUCAAGACUUAA
Molecule: messenger RNA, 1767 nt
Organism: Metarhizium album ARSEF 1941
Lineage: Eukaryota; Fungi; Ascomycota; Sordariomycetes; Hypocreales; Clavicipitaceae
Product: phosphoglucomutase 2
Exons: 4
Coding region: 1-1767 (588 amino acids)
Biological process (GO): carbohydrate metabolic process
Cellular component (GO): cytosol
Molecular function (GO): phosphoglucomutase activity; magnesium ion binding
Source: RefSeq, a predicted model, not a curated record